Messenger RNA from Hypoxylon fragiforme, 270 nucleotides. RefSeq lists its product as uncharacterized. Bases 1 to 270 code for a protein of 89 amino acids. Lineage: Eukaryota; Fungi; Ascomycota; Sordariomycetes; Xylariales; Hypoxylaceae. The record is from RefSeq and is a predicted model, not a curated record. Gene Ontology annotation, molecular function: carbon-sulfur lyase activity. The transcript has 3 exons.
AUGUCGGUAACGCCGUAUUGGGUAGCGGCUCUCUAUCGCGCGCUUCCUGAUCCCCAGGCCGACUACUCGUCGAUGCUCGCGGUUCACUGGGAGCUUGAGUGUCUGUGUGGCGAUACCAAGGGCACCAUCGUGGGCCCAACUCCACUUCGAAAAAUUUGCCACUGCCGAGACUGCAAGAAGAUCACCGGUGGCAUGUACAGCGACCACCUGGUUGUCCAAGACGAGAAUAUCUCCUACCAAGGCAAGUCCUUUCAUACUACCCAUACCUAA